UCAGAUAUGCCUUUUGUUAAUAAGAUUUUUUUUUGAAGUUUUUUAUAUGUUUGCUUAUAGUAUCAAUAAACAAAUAUAAUUAAAGUUAUAUAAAAGAUAAUUAUUUGUGAAUUUUGAAUUUUUUAUUUCUGAUUUAAUUUUAAUUCUCACCUCAAUUUUCUUUAUUUCAUUAUUAAAUUCCAAUUAAAAUUUAUGUGUAUAAUUUUUAAACUCCUUUAAAAAAAAUUGGUUUUUUUUUAAAUUUAAACCAAUUAAAUUUUGUAUUUCAUUUUUAAAUUCAUUUCAAUUAUGCUUUGUUAUUAUUUUUUAGUCAAUUAUAUUGUUAUAUGGAAAUUUGAAUAUUAUUAUUGUUGAUUUUUUUUUAGAAUGAGUUCCUCCGAUUCGAAAAAUUCAAGAAAAGAUUUUGUGUGGAAGUAUGUGAUUGAAGUUUCUGGAGAGCAAUAUUUAAGAUGUAAAUUUUGCAAUCAAAGAUGUACGGGAGGGGUGAAUAGAUUAAAGCAUCACUUAGCCGGAACUCAUCAUGGUAGGAAACCAUGUAGCAAAGUUAGUGAAGAUGCUAGAUUGGAAUGCAAAGAGGCAUUGGCCAAUUUUAAGGAUCAAAAAACAAAGAGAAAUGAAUUGCUCCAAGAAAUUGGUAUGAGUCCAACUUCAAUGCAUGAGAGUGCCUUGUCUAAAACAAUAGGGACAUUAGGGAGUGGGAGUGGGAGUGUAAGUGGGAGUGGGGAACCUAUUCCUAGGGGACCCAUGGAUAAAUUUACUACUUCACAACCUAGACAAAGUACUUUGAAUUCAAAGUGGAAGCAAGAAGAAAGGAAGGAAGUGUGUAGAAAAUUUGGUAGAUUUAUCUAUUCAAAAGGUCUCCCAUUCAACACUGUGAAUGAUCCUUAUUGGUUUCCUAUGAUAGAUGCUGUUGCAAACUUUGGGCCCGGGUUUAAGCCUCCAUCUAUGCACGAAUUGAGGACAUGGAUUCUUAAAGAAGAGGUGAAUGACCUAAGUAUCAUUAUGGAAGAUCACAAAAAAGCUUGGAAACAAUAUGGAUGUUCAAUUAUGUCAGAUGGUUGGACAGAUGGAAAAAGUAGGUGUCUUAUCAAUUUUUUGGUGAAUAGUCCUGCUGGCACUUGGUUUAUGAAAUCAAUUGAUGCUUCUGAUACAAUAAAAAAUGGGGAAAAUAUGUUCAAAUAUCUUGAUGAGGUGGUUGAAGAAAUUGGAGAGGAGAAUGUUGUGCAAGUCAUCACUGAUAAUGCCUCUAAUUAUGUGAAUGCUGGAAUGAGGCUUAUGGAAAAAAGGAGUAGAUUGUGGUGGACUCCUUGUGCUGCUCAUUGCAUUGAUUUGAUGUUGGAGGAUAUUGGAAAGCUAAAUGUUCAUGCUACUACACUUUCUCGAGCUAGGCAAGUUGUGAAGUUUAUAUAUAGGCAUACUUGGGUUCUUAGCUUGAUGAGAACAUUUACAAAAAAUCAUGAACUUAUUCGUCCAGCAAUUACACGGUUUGCUACUGCAUUUCUUACUCUCCAAAGUCUUUAUAAGCAAAAGCAAGCUCUUAUAGCAAUGUUCUCUUCAUAAAAAUGGUGUUCAAGCACAUGGGCUAAAAAGGUAGAAGGUGUGAAAACUCGAAGUACAGUGUUGUUUGAUCCAAAUUUUUGGCCUCAUGUUGCUUUUUGCAUAAAGACCACUGUUCCAUUAGUUAGUGUCUUGAGAGAGGUUGAUUCAGAGGAAAGACCAGCCAUGGGUUAUAUUUAUGAGUUGAUGGAUUCAGCUAAGGAGAAGAUUGCAUUUAAUUGUCGGGGCAUGGAGAGAAAAUAUGGCCCAAUUUGGAGAAAAAUUGAUGCAAGAUGGACUCCGCAACUUCAUCGACAUUUACAUGCAGCAGGCUAUUAUCUUAAUCCUCAAUUGCGGUAUGAAGAUAAGUUCUCUAAUGUUGAUGAGGUGAGGAAGGGAUUAUUUGAAUGCAUGGAUAGGAUGUUGGAUUAUCAAGAACGUUUAAAAGCUGACAUUCAGUUGGACUCAUAUGACCAAGCAAUGGGUGAAUUUGGGAGUCGUAUUGCAAUUGAUUCUCGAACAUUAAGAAGUCCUACAAGUUGGUGGAUGCGUUUUGGGGGUUCAACACCGGAGUUGCAAAAGUUUGCUAUUCGAGUCCUUAGCCUUACUUGUAGUGCUUCGGGAUGUGAAAGAAAUUGGAGCACAUUUGAAUCGAUCCAUACAAAAAAAGAAAUAGACUUGAACAUCAAAGGUUGAAUGCUCUAGUGUAUGUAAGGUACAACACUAGAUUGAGAGAGCGAAGUCUACAAAGGAAACAAAAUGUUGAUCCAAUCUUGGUAGAGGAGAUUGAUUCCGAUGAUGAAUGGAUUGCGGAGAAAGAAGAUCCCCUCCUCCCCCUUGAUCUUUGUUGGCUUCAAGAUAAUGAAUUAUUCAAUGUUGAUGUCAUUAGAGUUGUGUCAUCCAACUCCCAAGAGACGCAAGCAUCAUCGGAUCAUAUGGUUUCUUCACAUUCCUACAAAAGGAAACAUAAUGAAGUACCAAGUACAAGUGGAGGCAAAGGCAAAGAGAAGGAAUUGAAUUUGUCACCAAUUGAUGAAGAUGAAGAUUUAGAUGAAAUGGGGAUACAUGAUAGUGGACAUUUUCCUACUAUUGAUACAUUGGAUGAGGAUGAUGAUGACCUUGGAGAGGAGGAUUUAAGUUGAAAUAAUUUACUCUAGUUGUUAUUUCAUGACUUAGUUAUGGAUUUUUUGUAAAAUUUUAGAACUAUUAUUAUGGUUGACUCUAUUUUCUAUUUCAUGACUUAGUUUUGGCUUUUUGUUAAA
Molecule: messenger RNA, 2798 nt
Organism: Vitis vinifera (wine grape)
Lineage: Eukaryota; Viridiplantae; Streptophyta; Magnoliopsida; Vitales; Vitaceae
Exons: 3
Coding region: 367-1560 (397 amino acids)
Molecular function (GO): DNA binding
Source: RefSeq, a predicted model, not a curated record